Messenger RNA from Onychomys torridus (southern grasshopper mouse), 2937 nucleotides. Its product is annotated as F-box/LRR-repeat protein 21. The transcript is spliced from 6 exons. Gene Ontology annotation, molecular function: protein binding. NCBI's taxonomy places the organism in Eukaryota, Metazoa, Chordata, Mammalia, Rodentia, Cricetidae. The record is from RefSeq and is a predicted model, not a curated record. Gene Ontology annotation, cellular component: nucleus; cytosol; SCF ubiquitin ligase complex. The coding region runs from base 426 to 1730 and encodes 434 amino acids. Gene Ontology annotation, biological process: positive regulation of protein ubiquitination; G2/M transition of mitotic cell cycle; regulation of cell cycle.
GCCUGGCCUGUAGGACCAUUCUGUCCAUCACAGCCCACAGCUUUAGGCGGCCCGGAGCGCGCCUACCUGAGAAGCGAGCUGCUGGGGUUCGGGAAGCAGAGUCCUGGGCUGGCUGCAGCUCAGGCGUACGUUCUGAGGUAACGUUUUUUGGAGCAGCCCCGGGGAGCCGAUGGGCCGGGCCGGGCCGGGACGAGCCGCAGAACCGAACCGGCUCGGAACAAAGCCUUCGGAGCAGAGCCGAGCCGAGCCGCCCUCCCAGGGCUUCUUCAUCCUUCUGGUCGUUUUGCAGCUAGUUAUUUUAUAGGUCAGUCCUGCUUCUGGGAUCCUACCUUGUGUUGUGGUUAAGAAAUGUUACACAUCACUCAGACUGGAUCACAUGACAAUUGUACCUACAUUGUAAAUAAAUAUUCCAGUAGAUUUGAAGAAUGAAGAGGAAUAAUUUCUCUGCUGUGAAUAAAGUUGUCCAGACUCCACCUGUAGUGAAGCAGCCCAAACGUGGGCUCUGCCCUUCUCUCACCCAGACUCACGUGCUCUCUGUUCUUCUAGACUGGGGGACUUUACCUCACCAUGUGAUAUUACAAAUUUUCCAGUAUCUACCUUUAAUAGACCGAGCCCGCGCAUCUUCUGUGUGUAGGAGAUGGAAUGAAGUAUUUCACAUUCCUGACCUCUGGAGAAAGUUUGAAUUUGAGCUGAACCAAUCAGCCACUUCCUAUUUUAAGUCCACUCAUCCUGAUCUCAUUCAGCAGAUCAUCAAAAGGCAUGCUGCACAUCUGCAGUAUGUCAGCUUUAAGGUUGAUAGUAGUACUGAGUCAGCAGAAGCUGCCUGUGAUAUUCUUUCUCAGCUGGUAAAUUGUUCUAUCCAGACCUUGGGAUUGAUUUCAACAGCCAAACCAAGUUUUAUGAAUGUGCCAAAGUCUCACUUUGUGUCAGCGCUUACAGUUGUGUUUGUCAACUCAAAAUCGUUAUCAUCAAUUAAAAUCGAAGAUACACCAGUGGACGACCCCUCACUGAAGAUCCUCGUGGCCAACAACAGUGACACUCUGCGGCUCCUGAAAAUGAGUAGCUGUCCUCAUGUUUCGUCUGAUGGAAUCCUCUGUGUGGCUGACCACUGUCAGGGUCUCAAAGAGCUGGCGUUGAAUUACUACAUUCUGAGUGAUGAGCUCCUCCUUGCGCUAUCGAGCGAGACUCACGUGAACCUUGAACAUCUCCGGAUAGAUGUUGUAAGUGAAAAUCCUGGACAGGUCAAGUUUCACUCUAUUAAAAAACACAGUUGGGACGCUCUGAUUAAACAUUCUCCGGGAGUUAACAUUGUCAUGUACUUCUUUUUGUAUGAAGAAGAGUUUGAGACGUUCUUCAGAGAAGAAACCCCUGUCACUCAUCUUUACUUCGGGCGUUCAGUAAGCAGAACCAUUUUAGGCCGAAUAGGUCUUCACUGCCCACGGCUCAUUGAGUUAGUGGUGUGUGCAAACGGCCUUCAGCCCCUGGACAGGGAACUCAUCUGCAUUGCCAAGCACUGUAAAAACCUAACAGCCUUGGGCCUGAGUGAGUGUGAAGUCAGCUGUAGUGCAUUCAUUGAGUUUGUAAGACUCUGCGGCAGAAGGCUCACCCAGCUGUCUAUCAUGGAGGAGGUUCUGGUCCCUGAUGACAAUUUUACCCCAGACGAAGUUCAUGCUGAAGUCUCUAAGCACCUGGGAAGAGUAUGGUUCCCAGAUGUGAUGCCUAUCUGGUAACCAGCUAGCAAAGGUUCCGAAUUCUCUGUUAGUAAAUUAGCUGUUGUCUGUCUAUGCAAAUGUAAAGUUUGAAAUGAGCUGCUGAACUAUUUCAGCUUAAAUAUUUACUGUUUGCCAACUGUCUUAAUUGGUUGAUGCAGAAUCAUUUGAAAACAAUAUAACAAAUUUGAAUAGCUGGAAAUCUUUGUCAGUAGGACACAGACACUAUGUGUUAAUUAAAUGGUUGAUAGAGUAGAUUACAGAUAUCUUAAGAUUUAGAUAGACUUAGACUUCUCAAUCUUCUUUGGAGGCAUAUUUUAGCUUACUAAGAAAUUUAUAUAAUUAAUAUAUAAUUAUAAUUUGCAGUAUUAGAUGCCUUUAAGUUAUGUAUUUUUAUGUUACAACCUCAUGUUAUUUUAUUUUAAUUUCAUCUCUUUCAUUUUGGUACCAAUACAUGUGUUACAAAAUAUAUACUGUUAAAAAUCAAGGUACCAUAAUAGAGGUGUUUGUCAUUGUACUUACAAAAUUUUUAGCAUCUUGUGAUUCAGUAAACAACUUUGAUUUCUACAGUACUUUAAAUUCAUUUUUAGAUUAACUUGGAAGGUAGUUGGCAUUACAUUAAAAUCCAGUAAUACUAAUUCAUUUCAUUAAAGAAAAAGCAAAUAGAAGAUACUGUGAUUAUUAAUUGAAUACAAGGUGUGGUGAAGAGGUAAGUUUUGCAGAAUGUGUUUGGAAAUCAGUGUUUACUAGCCUGCUGCUGUUGAUCUGGGACUGUGCCAUGUCCUUUGCACAUGUGACCUGUCAUUUCAUUAGUAACACUGGUGACAUCCUUCACCAGCUUACCCUUAGGAUGAAGAUGUAAUCUUAGAAGUUGCCUGGGUGCUCGGCUUCAUUUCCAGCCACUGUGCCUGCCCUUUGCCCACUUCCCACCUUCUCUGUUUCUCCAACUGCCCUGCUCUCAGCCACUGCAAGGCAUCUGUCCAUCUGUCUACCUCCUCCCUCUGUGCUCCCUCAAUCUUCCCCCUGUAGCACUUCCUGGGGGACGUUGUCCUCGAUACUGUCCCAGCUCCUGAGUCAGACCCUUUGCUCAUGUCCAGAGCAGACCCACUGCUGUGCUGUGUGUGAUCUGCUUAUCUCAUUAGGACCUGUUUACUUCAUUGUGCUGUAAACUCCACCAGGACAAGGUCACUGCUGUGUAUGCACGUGCGUGCGUGCGUGUGUGUGUGUG